Messenger RNA from Penicillium coprophilum, 4905 nucleotides. Its product is annotated as chromatin segregase YTA7. Gene Ontology annotation, molecular function: ATP hydrolysis activity; histone binding; ATP binding. Gene Ontology annotation, biological process: positive regulation of transcription by RNA polymerase II. The transcript is spliced from 3 exons. The record is from RefSeq and is a predicted model, not a curated record. Bases 1 to 4905 code for a protein of 1634 amino acids. NCBI's taxonomy places the organism in Eukaryota, Fungi, Ascomycota, Eurotiomycetes, Eurotiales, Aspergillaceae. Gene Ontology annotation, cellular component: nucleus.
AUGGCUCGUGGCGCAAAGCGCACCCUGGACGAGGCCGCCAACAAGUCCGACUCCGACGACGAGGAUUACAGCGACCACGCUCGCUAUUCGCGUUCUACCGGUCGGAAGUCGAAGGCCAGCCCCAAGAAAAAGUCGCGGCCGGCCCCAAGAAAGAGACGACGCAGCUCAGACGACGGUCUCACCUCGGACGACGAAGAUCUCUCUGAGGAUUUCGACUUCGAUGAGGUGGAAGAAGAAUCGGAGGAGGAAGUUGAACGCAAUGUUAGAGGAACGGCGCGUCGACGGACCACCCAAAGCCGUCGCCCACACUACGGGGAACCAGAAUCGGACGAAGAGCUGAUCGACAAUGAUGGUGAGGAUGAGACUCAAGACUCUACUCCACAAAAGAGCACUGUCAUCAAGUUGAAGCUCCCACCCAAUUACUUGGCUUUCUCUAAACGUGUAACCCGGCGUACCCGUGACGCUUCAGAGGAUAUCUACGCCCUUACCAACUCUGGUCGUCAUAUACACACCGUUGAGCGAGGUACACACACUCCAGAAGCCGAAUUUCCAACCCCGUCUCGCCGUAUUGCCCGAGUCGAUCGCAUGGCCAAGCGCACAAUCAUUGACGAAGAGGAUGAAGACGCUGAAGGCACUGAAGAGCACGAGGAUGCCGAGGAGGUCAUCAACGAAACAACCAUUCAGGGCUCGCAAAUCGAGGUAGUGGAAAGUGACAUGCCUCACGGCGGCGCUGAGGGUGAUGCAUUGCUAAUGAACGAUGGAGUCCACCAUUCAAUUGACGAAGAAAUGCCGGAUGAAGACGUCGUCCCUGAAUCGGAAAAUGGUGAUACAAAGAAUGAUCCUUCCGAGCACACCGAAGAGCUCCCAACAACUCGGCGACGAGGAAGGCUUUCACAUGAUCAAAGCCCCGGGGAGACUGCCACGCAAGACGCGGAGACGAACGAAGAAGCACAGCUACGUCGAUCCAGUCGUAAGCAGCCAUCCCGAAGCUCACAGCGCAAAAACAAAAAUGAAGAAAGUGAUUUUGAGCCAGAGGAGGAGCCCUCGAAUGAUGAGGAGGACGACUCUGACUCCGAAUCGCAUGCCUUUCCCCGCAAAGAUAUUCAAUCUCGCGAGGAAGCCGAGGAUAGCUCUGCUAGUCGGCGCCCUGGCCUACGCCAACGGCCUUCUCGAACCAGGGCGCCCUCAGAGGAAGCAGAAGAACUUGCCGAAGAACUAGAAGAUCUUACUGGCCGUGCCCGUCGCCGUACGAAGCAAACAGUCGUGUACGAGAAACCGCGUCGCAACCGAAAGAAUGUUGAUUACCGCAUCAUUCGGCCUGAAAUGCUUCAACCCAAUGAAGACACCGAUAACGAAGUGACUGGCUCUCCAUCCCGCCGUGGUCGUGGAGGUGGAGGCUGGCAGCGAACUUUGUUCUCGACAUUAGGCCCAUUUGGCGGUGGUGGUAAUUCAGCAAUUCUCGGCGUUCCUGGUGGCCCUACUGCGGUCGGCGGAGCUGAGAGCGAUAGCAGUGACGAUGAAGGCGCCCAGCAGCCAAAUCGCACUGGUCUCGCCCCUGGUGUUGGAGUUGCAGCCACUCACAACCAGUCGGCUGACCCUGCUCAGAACUCAUCUGGCACGCCUGCAAACCUCGGCAAGUUCAAUAACAAACAGGCUCUGGCUGACGCGGAUCCCCUGGGGGUUGACAUGAAUGUCAACUUUGAUCAUGUUGGCGGUUUGCAAGGGCACAUCGACCAAUUAAAAGAGAUGGUUUCUUUGCCUCUCUUGUACCCAGAAAUCUUCCAGCGUUUCAAAAUUACUCCUCCUCGUGGUGUUUUAUUCCAUGGUCCUCCUGGUACCGGAAAGACGCUCAUGGCUCGCGCUCUUGCCAACAGCGUCAGCUCAGAGGGGCGCAAAGUCACAUUCUACAUGAGAAAGGGCGCGGAUGCAUUGAGUAAAUGGGUCGGUGAAGCUGAACGACAACUUCGGCUUCUUUUCGAAGAAGCUCGCAAGAACCAGCCUAGCAUCAUCUUUUUUGAUGAAAUUGACGGUUUGGCCCCCGUAAGAUCAAGUAAACAAGAACAGAUUCAUGCUUCGAUUGUCUCAACACUACUUGCAUUGAUGGACGGCAUGGAUGGUCGUGGUCAAGUGGUUGUCAUCGGUGCUACCAAUCGUCCUGACUCUGUUGAUCCGGCUCUUCGCCGCCCUGGUCGUUUUGAUCGUGAAUUCUAUUUCUCGUUGCCUAAUAUUGAGGCACGUCGUGCUAUUCUUGACAUUCACACAAAAGAAUGGGAUCCUCCUCUUCCAGACAACAUCAAAGAUGAAUUAGCGGAUAUGACAAAGGGUUAUGGCGGUGCUGACUUACGGGCGCUUUGCACCGAGGCUGCAAUCAAUGCCGUACAAAGAAGAUACCCUCAAAUCUACAAAUCAGACCAAAAGCUUGUGAUUGAUCCGAAGACAAUCGAUGUCACCCCCAAAGAUUUCAUGCUGGCAAUCAAGAAGAUGGUGCCCUCCUCAGAGCGGUCUACCUCAUCGGGCGCGACUGCCCUCCCUCUGAACAUUGAGCCCUUACUUCGUCAUCCCUUAUCUGAAAUCAAAUCUUUGCUGUCCGAGAUUCUACCACAACGAAAGAAACUUACGGCUCUCGAGGAGGCUCAAUAUGAGGAGCCCAACGAUGGUGCAGGCUUUACCCGAGAGCUGCUUUUGCAGGAGUUUGAUCGGUCGCGUGUCUUCCGACCCCGACUCCUCCUUCGGGGUCCUCACGGCAUGGGCCAGCAAUACCUUGCGGCUGCACUACUGCAUGUGUUUGAGGGCCUGCAUGUGCAGGCCUUCGACCUGCCCACUUUGCUGAAGGCAGCUGUCAUCCAGCUAUUCACCGAGGUCAAGCGGCAUAAGCCGAGUGUGAUUUACAUUCCCAACAUCCAAUUGUGGUUCCAAACUGUCGGACCUACUGUCAUUUCUACCUUCAUGAGUCUUUUGCGGUCGGUGCCACCUUCUGAUCCAGUCCUUUUGCUUGGUAUCCUUGAAUCACAAGAAGAGGACGUGGAUGAUGGUCUACUCAGGAACAUGUUCGGUUUUUCCAAGAAGAACCAGUAUUAUCUAUCCCCUCCAAAUCAUGAUGCCCGUCGUGAAUUCUUUGGAAAGAUAAUUGAAUUCGUCAAGACUCCCCCGAAAGGAUUCCCGAACCCAGAAAACCGCAAGCUUCGUCAGCUGGAACAGUUAGAAGUCGCGCCACCUCCGCCUCCCAAGCCCGAGGCAGAACUCACCAAGGAGGAGAUCAAGGCUCAGAGGAAAAAGGAUUACAUAUCCUUGAAUCUUCUGAAAACCCGGAUUCAACCCAUCAUGGACCAGGUCAAGAGAUACAAGCGUUUCAGGUCGGGCGUGAUCGAUGAAUCUCAAAUUCGAUACUUGUGGGAGGAAGAAGAUCCCAACAUUGUUACCAGCGAUCUUCCCCCGGAUCAACAAAAUACCUUCCGGCCUUAUGAAAAAGCAUACGACAAACAUGGUGUUUUGGGUCUUCGUGAAACUGCCACUGGGAAAUUCUACUACAACCUGGAGAUUGUAACAAUUGAGAAACGCCUUGCAAACGGAUACUACAAACGCGCCAUCGAUUUUGUGGCGGAUGUCAAGCGAAUGGUUAAAGAUGCUCGUCAGACUGGUGACCCAGAACGCAUCUUGCGGUCGAGUGAACUUUUGACUAAUGUCGAAGUUGAUAUUGCGGGUGUUAUGGUGGCCGAACCAGCUCUCAUGGCAGAAUGUGAGCAGGUCUAUCUGCGUGAGAUGGCUCGCGAAAAGGAGGUGGCCGAGCGUCAGAAGCGUGCCCAGGUGGAGAACACAAUUACUCCUAUUGAGGAGGCUACCCAUGUGUCGCACGGUAACACGGAAUCCAGUCUAUUGACUGGCCCGGUUAAACUGGGCGAGACGUUCCCUGAUAAUGGCGAUGAUAGAAAAGCUGCUUCGCGUCCCGUCACUCCCGCAUCCCAGGUUAAGAGUUUCGCCAAUGGAGAUCAUCAAGGGGAUGGUUCGGAUCUCAACGAGUCUGGUUCCCAUGCCGUCGGCGUGAGCAAUGGUACCCAUGGAGAUGGGGACGGUGACAUUUUUAUGUCCAAUUCCGAUGAUCACUCAGGUAGCAAGGACACUCAGGGAAGCUCAUUCGGGCCGUCUGCACAGCCAAAGCCUCUUUAUUCGCACACUGCCCCUUCUCAGCAAAUUCGUCGAGAAUCCGGGCUUUCUAGCUUCUCUCAGCGAGGCCCCAUGACUCCAAUGGCCCCCGGAUCUCAGCCAGCUGAUUAUACCAAUGAAGCAUCCACGACUCAGACGACUUCUGAUAAAAAAUCCUCCGAACACCUGUCCAAUCAAACCUACCACACUCACAGCCCUCAUGUCUCAAGAACCGAAUACCCCGACCUUACUCCAUACCCCGAUCGUGUGUCGCAGGAAGACCACCUGCCCGACACCCAACAAAACGACAGUAGCCAGCCGUCCCCACAUCCGCGGGACUCAAUGCUCAGCAAUGCAGAUACUCAGGAGAACAGUGGAUUGAAUGGAAGCCAGUCGCAGUCGAAGCCACAACCUCCGCUGUUCGAUGCACCCAACAUGCCAGGAAAUAAUGCUUCUGCUAGCUUGGAAUCGAACCUGAACGAGGAACUUCAUGAGCCCUUCGUCCUCGAUCUUGAGGUUGUUGAGCGCCUGCACACGCAGCUAACCCUGUCAACUAGCGGCUUCUCAGUGGAGCAGCUGGAGCAAAUCAACACUAACCUGAUGGACUUCGUGUGGCACAAGCGUGGAGAAUGGAAUCGUACUCACGUUGCCGAUGGUCUCGGCAAAACAUACAAUGCAGUCCUCGAAGAUAUGCAGGAGAUGCAGGAGAUCGGUCCCAUCAGCCAACAAACCAAGGAUAUUUUGGCCAACCUGAGUUUCCAGUGA